This is a messenger RNA of Spea bombifrons (plains spadefoot toad), 2504 nucleotides long. It is a transcript of the gene DPH6, whose product is annotated as diphthamine biosynthesis 6. The record is from RefSeq and is a predicted model, not a curated record. Gene Ontology annotation, biological process: protein histidyl modification to diphthamide. Gene Ontology annotation, molecular function: diphthine-ammonia ligase activity. Lineage: Eukaryota; Metazoa; Chordata; Amphibia; Anura; Pelobatidae. The transcript is spliced from 15 exons. Bases 33 to 2072 code for a protein of 679 amino acids.
UUUGGCUGCAGCAGGGAUACAGAGAGUUAAGGAUGCCCGCAGACGGCAUGAGGGUUGUGGCGUUAAUCAGCGGAGGGAAGGAUAGCUGCUACAAUAUGAUGCAGUGUGUCUCAGCAGGUCAUCAGAUAGUUGCACUUGCUAACCUGAGACCCCCGGAGGCUGCAGUGGAUGAGUUAGACAGUUACAUGUACCAGACGGUGGGACACCAUGCAUUGGAACUGUAUGCAGAGGCCAUGGGGCUGCCCCUUUAUCGAGCCACUCUCAAGGGCACCAGCCUUGACAUCGGGAGAUCAUACACGCCACACGAAGGGGAUGAAGUGGAAGAUCUCUAUCAGCUUCUGAAGCUGGUCAAGGAGAAAGAGUCGGUGGAUUCUGUGUCUGUUGGAGCUAUUCUAUCUGACUACCAGCGUGUACGAGUGGAGAACGUGUGUCAGAGGCUUGGUCUUCAGCCUCUUGCUUUUCUGUGGCGUCGGAAGCAGGAGGAACUUUUGGAUGAAAUGAUUGCCAAUGGCCUUGAAGCCAUCCUCAUCAAGGUAGCUGCGUUUGGUUUGGAUCCAGAUAAACAUCUAGGGAGGACACUGGAAGAGAUGAGGCCUCAACUCAAGAAGCUUUCGCAUAAGUAUGGCGUCCACGUGUGCGGAGAAGGAGGGGAGUAUGAGACCCUCACCUUAGACUGUGCCCUGUUUAAGAAGAGAGUAGUAGUUGAUUCUUCAGAGGUUGUGGUACAUUCUAAUGAUGCCUUUGCCCCCGUGGCUUAUCUUAGAUUACUGAAGCUUCAUCUUCAAGACAAGGAUAACACCUCGGUUCUGGAUUUUAAAGGAGAAUGCCCUUGUGAUCUAGAACUCACUGUAGAGCCUGUUCAAUGUGACAUGGAGCACCAGUCCUUGACUUGGCUUCCACAGGGCCUUCCAUCGGUUUCCUCCUGUAAAACCAAAAAGUGUCCUACCAAGUCUCAGGGUGGAUUUUUAUGGAUCAGUGAGCUCAUCAGCUCUGGUCAAAGUGUCUAUGAUGCUUCUCAGAGAGGACUUUCCACACUGAAUGUCCAUGUGGAAGAGUUGGGAUUGAAGCUGAAAGACGCUGUGUUGGUCCAUCUGUACGUUAGGAACAUGGCGGACUUUACUACUAUAAACAACGCGUACAAGACUCUUUUUCCUGAGGCUCCCCCGGCGCGGGUUUGUGUACAAUGCCUUCUUCCCGCGGAGACCCUCUUUAAGCUCGAUGGCCUGUUCUGGUAUAUGGAGCCUGAUGUCUGCAGGGAUGACUACUUUCUGGAGAAGAUUUCCAUGCAUGUGCAGAGUGUCUCCCACUGGGCCCCCGCUAACAUUGGACCUUACAGCCAGGCUAUACGAGUUGGUCCGGCGGUAUUCUGCGCUGGACAGAUUGCACUGAAGCCCUGCACCAUGCGGCUGGUCCCAGGAGGUAUUACGGCCGAGGCUGAUGUCUCGUUGCAUCACGUGGAGAGAGUGCUGGGUGCCAUGAGCCCCGGGACUUCCCUGAGCCACGUUCUACUUUGCCACUGCUAUGUGACACAGAGCUCUUAUAUACCCACCGCUGUGGCGGCAUGGGCAAAAACACAAAAGGAUACGUCCGCCUCUAUCUCAGUGGUGGUGGUACCUGAGCUUCCCCGUGGGGCAGCGGUUGAGUGGCAUGUGGUUGCGGCAGUAAGUGACCCUUUGGACAGAAGAUGCAUAUCCACGACGGAAGAGAAUCUGGGAUACCGGGCGAUUCUGUAUGGAGUGGUGUCAAGCUGCUUGUCCUGUGCCUCCCUCACAGUCUCCCUGGCUGUCUCUUCUCCUGGGCUUCCAUGUCAGGACUGGAGCCCUGCUAGACAAGUCCUCAUAACUGUGCUUAGGAGAGCAAUAGAGGAGCUUCCCGGAGAGACUCCCCUCACACCCCUGUGCUGCAGGACCUUUUAUAAAAGUGAAGGUUCGGAGUUGCGAGGUCUGCAAACAGGGCUGGAAGGAGUUCUGGUUGACGUGUGGGGAGACACGGCCCCAACUCUGGUUCUAGUGCCUGUGUCAGGACUGUCCAUCUCUGAAGUCUUGCAUCUAUCAUUGUGGUUCAGCUCAUGACCACGUCUCGCGGUGGACUUGUUGGAAGAAGAGGAUUCGACAGACCUUAAAAAAAGUCCAUAUAUAUUCCAAAUCUCAGACUGGACAUUUUAUUCAAAACCAGGUGGUCGAUAACAUAUUAAACUAGCCUCAGGAUAGCUAACAAUAGGAUGUAUGAAAAACCGCCUGUCUCAAGGAUGGAAGGCAGGAAGCACUGUGUACAUCUGCGGGGGACCUGAUCCAAAAACCAUUAAGUGUGUAGUAACUAAAGCAUUUGCAAUAUGUAUAUAUUGUAUAUGGAAAUAUUAGACUUGAUAGUACAUGUUCCAAAGCUGCAGUGGGAUUCUGACUGCUUUUGAUUAUUGGAGGUUGUCCGAGGUGGCUGGGUGAAGGGCAGCGUAAAUUAUCCUAGAGUAAAAAGUGGCUUCAAAUAAAAAUGUUAUAAUAAAUACA